Messenger RNA from Strongylocentrotus purpuratus (purple sea urchin), 447 nucleotides. RefSeq names its product alpha-N-acetylgalactosamine-specific lectin-like. The transcript has 2 exons. Lineage: Eukaryota; Metazoa; Echinodermata; Echinoidea; Camarodonta; Strongylocentrotidae. Gene Ontology annotation, molecular function: signaling receptor activity. The record is from RefSeq and is a predicted model, not a curated record. Bases 1 to 447 code for a protein of 148 amino acids.
AUGACAACACCGAGCGCGGGCUCUUGCGCUCAAUCCUGGUUCUAUUUUGAAGGCAGUUGCUACGGCUAUUUUCGGAACCCAGUCAACUUUAAAAGCGCCUUAAAAGUCUGCCGAACGGUCAAGAAUGGAACAGCGGACUUGGUUUCAAUACACAGUGAGGCUGAGAAUGCAUUCGUCUACAACCUGUGGUUGGCCGAGGAACUAUAUCUGGGUCAGUUACUGUGGAUCGGAUACUACCAACAUGCAGAUUCGGAUCCGUUCACCUGGAUUGACGGGACACCGGACAACUACACUUCCUGGGAGCCCACUCAGCCAGACAACAAUGGAGGAAACGAGGACUGUGUCGCCUUCUGGCGCCAGAGUGCCGCUGAUGACGUAGACAAACACUGGAACGAUGUUUUCUGUGGUUCAGUUACGGCCCCAUUCGUAUGUAAGAAAGCUCCAUAA